Boeremia exigua is the source of this 2644-nucleotide messenger RNA. Its product is annotated as ATP-grasp domain-containing protein. The coding region runs from base 225 to 2213 and encodes 662 amino acids. Lineage: Eukaryota; Fungi; Ascomycota; Dothideomycetes; Pleosporales; Didymellaceae. The record is from RefSeq and is a predicted model, not a curated record. Gene Ontology annotation, molecular function: metal ion binding; ATP binding. The transcript is spliced from 2 exons.
GGAGCACAGUCAGCCCUACAGUCAGCCCGCCUAGUCAGAAACGAUUCCAACACAACAGCAUGAUUUACUCCACCAACAUGACCACAUGACAAAGGGGACGGCAUCGCUGCGCGGCGUGGUCCUCCCAUCCAUUUCGUUCGACUCGCCGCCCGGAGCAGCAUACAGGAGGCCACCCAGGACGAAAGGAGCCUUAGCUACGACCAAUCCCUGUGCUGCGCUGCACAAUGUCGUGUCUGAUCGUCCUCCAAAGCGUAGAUGGUUCCGAGGCGUCGUGGAAAGCGUCGUGGACGGUGCCGCCCGUGACGAAUGCCGACCAGUCCUUCCAGUCCGCCGACGUGCUAUUCCUGCGGUUAUCAGCUCCGGCCAAUUUCACAUCAACAGAGCGCCCUUUGCGCUGUUACAUAGAGGAUGCCAAUCGUGGCCGACGGGAACUCCAAGCGACUACACUGGGCCAUCCCUGCGCCCUCGAUUUUCUGGUCGAUACUCUGAAUGCCACGACUCGAUCGACCAGCUCGACUGAAUCGAACGCUGGCCAGACAGCGAUCAAAUUGGUCGCUCCGGCUCAUGCAGGCAAUAUUGGCCGAGCGGACAUCGUCCGUCAGCGGAUGCAGGACAUUGAUUAUGUCGAAGCCGUGGCCACUUUGGCCCAGCCCCUCCAGCAGUAUGAUGGGCGACCGUUUCCCGACACUGAUGAUCUGGUCACUCUGAUAAAGCACUCUGCCGGAGCCAUACGCCUGCGCGUCAACGCCCUUUCUUCUUCUGGCUGGUUAUUGGACACCCUUUCCGUCCUCGAAAGCGAACUGACCAAUCGAUUGCCAACCCUUUUGACUGUCCCUGGCCUCCGCAGACGCACUUUAGCAUUCUUAGAAGGUAGCGGGUUUCUUCCAGACACGGGUGGUUGCGCAAGACAAUUCUACACUGCCGCGAUUUCGUUGGGCGUUGACGUCAUUGUGCUUGGUGUCGAGGGUCAUUGGCUACAAGGUCCGGAGUAUAGCCACUGGCGGAAGGCUUUCAUUCCCAUCGAAUUUGGCCAUGACGCAGCCUUCCCAUCAAGAAUUGUCGCGGCUGUCAAGAGAUCGGGUGAGCCAGUUGAGGCUCUGCUCACCACCUUUGAUAGUUACCAUGCUGCCGUGAGCGAGGCUGCUGCCGAAUUGGGCCUUCCCCACGAGCCUACCGCUGCCUACCAAGUUGCCACGGACAAGUACCAGCUGAGUGCCAUCGAGGGUCGGAAGUGCUUCCUUGCUACUGGAAUCGAGGAUCUGAUUCAGACUGCACUGACCAAGGAUGUCACGUGGCCUGCGAUCGUGAAACCCUGUCGCGGUUGGGGUUCUGAACUGGUCUUUCGUGCCGACAAUGCGACGCAACUUGUGACGUGGGCCAGAACAAUCAAUCUUGCCACGAGUCACGGAACACAGUUUGUAAUUGAACCGUACUGUGAUGGCCCAGAGGUGGACAUCAACUUCGUCCUUUACAAUGGUGAACUUCUCUUUUGGGAGAUUGGAGACGAGAAUCCAAAAAGUGCAGAGGAUGGGUCCGAUUCAUUCCACGAACUCGACUGUGUCUCACCUUCAGCACUACCCCAGACAGAGCAGCAUAUCUUGCGCGACUCGAUCGUGAAGACUUUGCUGGGGCUGGGCUUUGAAAACGGUAUAUACCAUUGCGAAGCUCGAGUAGCCGACUCCACGCAAGAAUGGCACAACAACGAAUCUGGCGCACCCGUGCUGCUACCUCGCUGCGAGCCGGCCACAAAGCCACCCUCCUGCUUUCUCAUGGACUGUAAUAUCCGGCCGCCAGGUCUGAACUCGAGUGAUGUGGUCGAGACCACCUGGGGUGUAGAUUAUUGGGCUUUGCUGAUUGCCAUACCACUGCGCGAGGAGCAGCGAGUUCGGACUUUGUCGCAGCCAUAUCGUAACGGCCCACAGUACUUUGCGGACAUGAUCUUUGUCUCCGCCGAGUUUGAUGCCUCCAAAAAAGGCAUUUGGCAAUCUGGAAACAUAACAGAGGAACUGAAAGAGCGACGUCCAGAUCUGGCGAAGUACAUUUCAAAGGCCUUGACUUACAUGAAGAAGGGUGAUAAAAUUCCCCAUCACUCUACAGGCACAAACACCUUUGUGGCAUACUUGAACAUCUUCUCUCGCGAGAGCCGAGGGCAUGUUUUGGAUAUUGCGACCCAAGUAAGGAAAGAGAUCACCGAAAGCAUUGAGAUUUCCUAGACCUUAAAGCGUGUACAGCUCUUGUUAAGGGAGCAUUCCGCCAAUCUAGACCUUCGCCAAUAGAAAAUGUGUACCAUACUUUCGCACCUAUAGUAUCCCCAAACGGAGCACCUUCACCGUCUGUAGUACCCCAUCAAUCAGAGUCAGUCGAGAGCUUUUAGAGCUUCACCCAUAAAGACCCCUCAUGUGAGACCAGCAGCCAGUCACAGAUUUAGAUGUUGUUGAUCAGGAGGUGGCUCAACUUCGAAUCCUGCGCGUCAGCGCCCACCACGAAUUGCUCCGAAGUGUUGCACUCCCGAGGUCAUCUUUACAAUAAUUUCAAUGUACCAGCAGCUGAACAAUGUAUAUCACAGUUUCCAGCCCAAUUAAUUUGGCAGUCGUUGCGCUAUCAGCGAGAAGGCUCGGUCAAGCUUGGUAUGGUGGGCGGAUGA